Mesorhabditis spiculigera is the source of this 804-nucleotide messenger RNA. The record is from the annotation of a GenBank genome assembly. NCBI's taxonomy places the organism in Eukaryota, Metazoa, Nematoda, Chromadorea, Rhabditida, Rhabditidae.
AUGGGGUCGAUGGCACGGUGGGGACUGUCUCUAUGCGGGUUGGCAUCAAUUUUCGUUUUGGUCCAAUGCCAAGAACCGGGAUUCACCUACUUGACAGCCCAGGACUUUUUUAAUGCCCAGUUUGUGAAUACCAACACACCAAUGCGUAUGCGACCCCUGAACGAUAUUCGAUUAAGAUACCGGAGAGGCCUUUCAAAACGAGGGAUCGCCGUCUCACUCGAAAAAGACAAAUGGCCGAUGGGACGGGUCCCAUACGUCAUCUCCAGUUCAUAUACGAGCGCUCAAAAAGCGGUGUUGGCGCGGUCAUUUGCUGCAUAUCAGCAGAAGACGUGCAUCACGUUUGUCCCAAAGAGAUCCGCCGAUAAGGAUUAUGUCGUGAUUUCAAAGCUUGAUGGUUGUUACGCUGAUUUUGCGAGAGUGGGCGGUCGUCAACAGGUGUCGUUGGCUGAUGAAUGCGUGGAUUACGCUACCGUAAUUCAUGAGCUGAUGCAUGUUAUCGGAUUCAUCCACGAACAUCAGCGGGAAGACCGCGACCAAUAUGUUAAGAUUGUAUGGCAAAAUAUUAUCCCAGGAGCAAACGGCGAUUUCGAUAAGCUGACAAAUUUGGGACUUUCUUACUACAACGAAGGAUAUGAUUAUACAUCUAUUAUGCAUUACGAAAGCAAUGAAGGCAGUAAGAAUGGGAAGAAUACCAUUGAGGCAAAGCAACAACAAUUCACGAAUAUCAUGGGCAAAGCUACCGAUUUCUCCGUGUCGGACCUCCGACGAGUCAACCGAAUGUACGGAUGCUGGUCGAAACUCGGU